GCCCCCCAACAACUCUAUCCUGCCUACUGUAAAAUCAAUCCUAAAUCUUCAAUCUUUCUUCGCAUUCAAUUGAAUUCCCAUUGUGGGUUUCUUCUCAUGGAUGGAAUCAUAACUCUUAGAGCAGCAACUCCGAGGAUUUCUUUUCAUGCAAUUCCUUCGUUCGCUCCAUCAACCAAAAUCUCUACUUUAUCUUGGCGGAGGUCCGUUCUGAUUCGCAGGAUUUCAAUGGCAGAACGAAAAAGCUGCGUUCGAGCCCAGAAUCAGUCGGAGUCAACCCUUGAUAGUGAGCCCGAAAAAAAUGCUCUCAAGAUUAAGGAAUGGGAAGUUGGGAUGUUUCAAGAUGAAAUUGCUUCGAUCGAUGGGAUAAAAAUAAGGAGAAGGCCACCAACUGGUCCUCCUUCACAUUAUGUCGGUCCCUUCGAGUUUCGCAUUGAAAAUGAAGGCAACACUCCUCGAGAUAUACUGGAAGAAAUAGUAUGGAACAAGGAUAAGGAAGUUGCACAGAUGAGAGAAAGAAAAUCCUUGUUUAUGCUAAGGAAGGAUCUUGAAAAUGCUCCACCAACAAGGGAUUUUGUUGGAGCACUUAGGGCGUCAUAUCUUCGAACUGGAUUGCCUAGUCUAAUUGCUGAAGUAAAGAAGGCUUCCCCAAGUAGAGGAGUAUUAAGAGAAGAUUUUGAUCCGGUUGAAAUCGCCAAAGCAUAUGAAAGAGGUGGUGCAGCUUGUCUUAGUGUUUUGACAGAUAAGAAGUAUUUUCAGGGAAGCUUUGAAAAUUUGGAGGCUAUACGAAAUGCUGGAAUAAAGUGUCCUUUAUUAUGCAAAGAGUUCAUCGUAGAUGCUUGGCAAAUCUAUUAUGCUCGUUCGAAAGGUGCAGAUGCAGUGCUCUUGAUUGCUGCUGUUUUACCUGAUCUUGACAUCAAAUAUAUGGUCAAGAUCUGUAAGAUACUUGGAUUGGCGACUCUUGUUGAGGUACACGAUGAGAGGGAAAUGGAUCGAGUUCUUGGAAUAGAUGGCAUUGAACUCAUUGGAAUUAACAAUAGAGACCUUGGAACAUUUGAGGUUGAUAUUAGUAAUACCAGGAAGCUUCUUGAAGGGAAACGUGGAGAAUUGAUCCGUGAGAAGGAUAUAAUUAUUGUUGGAGAGUCUGGACUCUUUACUCCUGCUGACAUUGCCUAUGUGCAAGAAUCUGGUGUUAAAGCGGUAUUGGUUGGAGAAUCACUAGUUAAACAGAGGGAUCCAGCGAAGGGAAUAACUGCACUGUUCGGUAAAGACAUUUCGACUACGGAAUACUAAGGAAGUGUCAUAGCCCUCUUUUUCUCGUUUUUUUCCUAUUUAAACACCCCACUUGGAUUAAUCAGGUUAGCCACCAAGAAAAUGAUGGUCAUUAUAAUUAUCUUGGUUUAUUGGCACUUGAGUUGUAGUUUUGGUGGAGAGGAUAGAAGUUUUUAUUUUUAAGACCAUCAAUAAUAUGUUGUAAUCACAAAACAAAAUCAAACUCCAAAUAGUAUUUGUUCAACUAUACAUGAGAUGAUUAAAUAAUGCUUAUUUUAUUUGAUUGGUCA
Impatiens glandulifera is the source of this 1559-nucleotide messenger RNA. Its product is annotated as indole-3-glycerol phosphate synthase, chloroplastic-like. The coding region runs from base 97 to 1290 and encodes 397 amino acids. Gene Ontology annotation, molecular function: phosphoribosylanthranilate isomerase activity; indole-3-glycerol-phosphate synthase activity. Gene Ontology annotation, biological process: L-tryptophan biosynthetic process. The record is from RefSeq and is a predicted model, not a curated record. The transcript is spliced from 10 exons. NCBI's taxonomy places the organism in Eukaryota, Viridiplantae, Streptophyta, Magnoliopsida, Ericales, Balsaminaceae.